Suillus clintonianus is the source of this 2107-nucleotide messenger RNA. RefSeq lists its product as uncharacterized. The transcript is spliced from 8 exons. The record is from RefSeq and is a predicted model, not a curated record. Lineage: Eukaryota; Fungi; Basidiomycota; Agaricomycetes; Boletales; Suillaceae. The coding region runs from base 386 to 1918 and encodes 510 amino acids.
CCUUGAGGCUAUUCGAAACUUGUUCGAAACUGAGACAUGGGCUAGCUAAGUAUUGCUAGCUAUCUAGGCUAUAGCAAGUCUAGGCUGUAAACAUCAUCAUCUAUGUGCCGACAUCGUGCUCCGUGCUGGCACUGCCCUUCUUCACUAACCACGAUUGGUCGCUCCAUAACGUUCUGUUCCUCCUGCACCCCUUCGCUUGUCAUGAACCUUUCUUGCUGGACAUGGUCAUAUGUCUUGUCUCACGGUUCACAUUUCCGAUCAUAUCCAAUUGGAUUGACGCCACAGCUCUUUUGUCCCCGUUCGAGAUAUUAAAUGGAUGUUUCACCAGUACUGCUGUGGUACUUAAAACCAAUCGUCAACGUGCGCUACGGGAUUCACCGUCGUGAUGAGCGCCCCUCACUAUCCAGAGCCAACAUGGAUGCGUCUAUCUGGUCGCAAAACCCCAAUCUACACGAGGCCAUUACUAGGAUCUGAGCUGUUUGAUGACCGAACAAGCGUUCUGCUCGAUGGUAUGACCGACGCAUGUGUUGGCUUCACCUUUCAGAGCAUAUAUGCCGCAGACGAGGUAAAAAGGCGCGCACGCAACGCUUUCGCUAGGCUUCGAUACUCGUGUCCCAUCAUCGCAACCAACAUAGUGGGCGAUUUAUCCGGCCCUACCCCGAGAUCGUGGGUAUAUGCGCCUGUACAAAGCCCGUUGGAGCUUACACACUGGAUGAACAAUGCGUUUUACUCCGUGCACCGCGGAGACGAUCUAGACGUUAACGCUUUCGUUGAAGAUAUCAGUCAAAUUCGGCUCCCUUACCAGCCCCAGAACGCAAGCCCCCUCUGGUUUCGCUGCUAUCUUCUCUUGGGCGACAAUAACAGACAUGGCCUCUAUUUUCAUGGUCCGCAUGCCAUCAUGGACGGUGGCCCGACACUCAAUGCUUUUGCACACAUGUUUCAAUGGAUGACGAACGACGCCGCCGAACCUGCAGAGAACUUACCCUGGGGGACAGAAUGGCGUAAUCUGCCCAUCGGUCCUGUUGGUGCCACAGGCGGUCCUCGCGAUGAUUGGGAUGUUGCAGGUGUCGAGCUCCUGAAGCAACAGUCAAACUCCGAAGCGGUCCGCACGAUACCAUUGACUUCGCGUCCAUCUCGGAUAUCACAAAGUGCAGUCGGAAAGACAUGUAGACUGGAGCGAGUUCUCGACCCGACAUUGACGCGUAGGCUAGUCAACAAAACACGGAUCGUCGGUUGCACGAUGUCCCAUGUAUUUGAGGCUGCGUAUUGCAUGGUGCUGCUCGCCCGCAACCAAAUUCCACCGUCUAUGUGGAAUGCCUAUCACUUUUUGGGCAACUCCUCCGCCGUCUCGCUGAUUCCGCACCUGAGACUGCCCUAUGAUACGAAGACGCAUUUUAUCUCUUCCCGCACGCAUAUACCGAUCCAAGUUCCAAUGGCCGAAAUAUCAUCCAUAGAUUCGCCCAGAAGGCAACUCUUGCAAAUCGCCCAAGCCAUAGAGCAAAGAUGCGCUAGGUUUGCCACGCAUCCUUGUAUGCCCCACGUCCAGGCUGCAAGGGCAUAUCAACCAGAUGCUUUGUCUGAAAGAUCAGACAUCGAGAGUUCCGUCAAUAAUGUCGGCCCCAUCGAGCGGCGACUUUCGUUGUCGUGGAAAGAAAGGCAUGAUGCUGAGCCGGUGAUUGAGCUGGAGUCGGUGUUGUUUUCAGUCAGGCUAACGUCUUUGGCUCCAAUAAUCCACCUAUGGACCAUGAAGGGUAGUCUACACGUUCAGAUUCAAGCAAAUGACGCCUGGUCACGAGCAGACCUACAGGACCUUCUCGAUUCCAUCUGCUCCCGAGCAUGCCUGGUUCUUGAAGACUUUCCCCACAAUCCCCCAGGCCAUCCUUCUGACCUGACCUUGAAUGAACGAAGCAGACUUUGACGUUGGGAGGUCUUUCGGAUUUUGCUUUAUCAUCUGAUAUCACUGCAUGCGCUACGAGAUCCUUGCUGCAACUCGCUAUCUGGUACCAUUUGCGCCAACUCACCGAAGCUUCUUUCUUCCGCGUCGGUUGAACUUUAGGUGUAGCAGUGGAGGUUAUGUCGGAGGGAACACCCUUCACGUGUGGGUCUG